Molecule: messenger RNA, 6219 nt
Organism: Sphaerodactylus townsendi
Lineage: Eukaryota; Metazoa; Chordata; Lepidosauria; Squamata; Sphaerodactylidae
Gene: PAK4
Product: p21 (RAC1) activated kinase 4
Exons: 10
Coding region: 374-2416 (680 amino acids)
Biological process (GO): intracellular signal transduction; protein phosphorylation; regulation of MAPK cascade
Cellular component (GO): cytoplasm
Molecular function (GO): ATP binding; protein serine/threonine kinase activity
Source: RefSeq, a predicted model, not a curated record
AAGCUGCAUUCUUGCUGGUCACAAAUGAACAGGUUUGUCGUGUUGUCUGAAGACAGCUAUGCAUUCCUGAACAUUUUCAGUGGCUCUGAUUGGGUGGUUUACAUUGUGACCUUGAAAGGCAAUUAGAGUUUGGAAUGCUGGAGCUGUUUGAAGCAAUGGGUGCUCUGGGGAGACCUUGUUAACAAGGCAAAUAAGCAAAAAAUGCCUUGGAGGAGGAGAAAAUAAGAGGGAACUUCUGUUGCUGCAAGAUGAAGUGCCCUGGAAAGGAGAGGUGUGGUGAGAAAAUAAAUCUUGGUAAUAACAGCAGGAAGUGAGAAAGAGCAACACGGUUUGGAAAUGAGCAAAAGAUCCAGGUGUGCUAGCCAGCAUCAACAUGUUUGGCAAGAAGAAAAAACGCAUUGAGAUCUCUGCACCUUCCAACUUUGAGCACCGCGUGCACACCGGUUACGACCAGCAGGAGCAGAAGUUCACGGGGCUGCCUCGGCAAUGGCAAGGCAUCAUCGAGGAGUCAGCCAAGCGGCCCAAGCCACUGGUGGAUCCUGUGUACAUUACAGCCGUCCAGCCUGGCUCUCAGAAGACCAUCGUGCGAGGGAACAGAGCUGCCAAGGAUGGCUCACUGGCUUGGCUGCUGGAUGAGUUUGAGAACAUGUCGGUGUCCCGUUCCAAUUCACUGCGCAGGGACAGCCCUCCCCUCCCGGCCCGGCACGAGCCGCUGUACCAGGAGAACGGCCUGAGCGAGGCCUUGGCCAAACAACGCCCCCGACCCCCUAGCGAGGACAGCAGCAGGAGCCGAGAGCACAAGGAGCGGAGCCGCCAUGUUUCCAGGAGCGAGACGGAGCAGGGCAGGGAGAGGAGCAGGGAGAACAGGACUGCCACACAGCACCCCCGGGGGCAGGAGCCCCCCGGCAGAUCUCAUCGGCCACCCCCUCCAAAGUACCACAAGUUCUCCUCAGACAACAGACACAGAGCCCACGAGCGGGAUGGGAGAAAGGAGCUCCCGGUGGAAAAGGAGACGUCCGACCACGUGGUCAGGAAGGACCGUGCCGACUGCCCUGAGAAGAGACCCAAGUCUACGUUCUUGGGGGAGACCAGCCCGCAGUCCCCCCGGGAAAAGCGGCCUCUCUCGGGACCAAAUAUCCGGACCCCCAACAUUCCCAUCUCCGAGGGGGUCAUGAAAACAGCACAGCAGACUGGGCGGCCUUUUAACACAUAUCCACGAGCCGACACCGAUCCAGUCAGGGGCUCACAGGGGGAGCACAGAUCUGGGAAGCCACAGGAAAGUACAUCCAACGGCCCCAUAAGUGGACACAGCGGACCCUCAAGGGUACCACCCUCAGGCCCUGUGAGAUCCAGGAACGCGGAGCCCCCUCAUGCCGGACUCUCCCAGCACGCCUCUGAUCCUCACUUAACACACACCCCACAGCCUGCCCCUCCCCCCUGCUACUCACAGCAGCCAGCUGCCCAGCAGCCUCCGCUUCCCCCUCCCCCAGUCCCACAGCAACAGCCCCGUUCCCCGCAGCGCGAGCCCCAACGCGUCUCGCACGAGCAGUUCCGAGCUGCCUUGCAGAUGGUGGUGGACCCUGGCGACCCUCGGUCCUACCUGGACAACUUCAUCAAGAUCGGAGAAGGCUCCACCGGCAUCGUCUGCAUUGCCACAGUCAAAAGCUCCGGGAAGCUGGUGGCUGUCAAGAAAAUGGAUCUGCGCAAACAGCAACGGCGAGAGCUGCUGUUCAAUGAGGUGGUGAUCAUGAGAGACUAUCAGCACGAGAACGUGGUGGAGAUGUACAACAGCUACCUGGUUGGUGAUGAGCUGUGGGUCGUCAUGGAGUUCCUGGAGGGAGGAGCCUUGACAGAUAUCGUCACGCAUACCAGAAUGAAUGAAGAGCAGAUUGCGGCUGUCUGCCUCUCUGUCCUGAAGGCAUUGUCUGUCCUCCAUGCGCAGGGAGUCAUCCACCGAGAUAUCAAGAGCGACUCUAUCUUGCUCACACAUGAUGGUCGGGUUAAGCUGUCUGAUUUUGGAUUCUGUGCGCAAGUGAACAAGGAGGUGCCACGACGCAAGUCCCUGGUUGGGACCCCUUACUGGAUGGCACCAGAACUCAUCUCCCGAUUGCCCUAUGGCCCAGAGGUGGACAUCUGGUCCCUGGGUGUGAUGGUGAUUGAAAUGGUCGAUGGGGAGCCCCCCUAUUUCAACGAGCCCCCCCUAAAGGCUAUGAAGAUGAUCCGAGACAACCUGCCCCCCAAACUGAAAAAUGUGCACAAGGUUUCCCCUUCCUUGAAGGGCUUCCUUGACCGCUUGCUGGUCAGAGAUCCAGCCCAAAGAGGCACCGCAAACGAACUCUUGAAGCACCCCUUCUUGGGAAAAGCUGGGCCUCCCUCCUGCAUCGUGCCCCUGAUGAGACAGAACCGGAUGAGAUGAAAGGAGCCAAAGGAACUGGACUUCUUGCCAAAGAGAGAGGAGGGCGGGGGAACCACCCCCUUCCCCUGCAAGUUCUCCUAAGCAGCUGGUCAUCCGCCAGGGAUGGUGGGGCCCCUGUGGUGUCUCCUUGCCGUCUUCCCCUUGGAGUUAUGGGCUCCUCAUGCCCCCCAAGCCAGGUGGACUGAAGCAGGUCAGCGAGGGACCCGCCCCUCACAAGGGCUGGCCUUUUUUGUCCUGCUGACAAAGACUGAAGCAGCAGAUUCCCUACUGGAUACAGACCCCUCCACCCCUCCUUCCUGACCCCACUGCAUCCCCAUCUCUGGAAAGGGGGCUUUCUGCCCCCCCCCUUUCUGUACUACUGAGCUGUGAGGUGGGAAUAAGACUUGUGGAGACGAUUUUGUUUAUCUGGGUUUGCAUUUUCAGAGACUGCACUGUUUCCGAUUCCCAUGCAGUUGUUUAUCUUGGCAGAGGCAAGCCAGAACACAGAGGGCACCUCCAGCAUCAACCUCUGGAGACGGCUCCCCCACCCCCCUUCCUCCUCUCUUCCAGCAGUACAGCCUUUCUCUUGAAUUGUGUACCAAGUGGACAGGGACCAUCAGGAACAGGCACAACAAGCAGCACUUGCGCUCGCACUCUGUCUGUCUGUCUGUCUCACUCUCUCUCUCUCUCACACACACACACAGGGGAAGCUUGUGGGGCAUCUGUUUCUGUAGAAGGGAGAGGCAGUAGAGCCACAGACCAUCUUCAGGUGUCCCCAUCCAAGAAAGACUCCACCUGGAGCUGAUCACAAUCUUUGGUGGGAAGAAGCCCAGGACCCUGCUGAUUCUGCUUCCUUUUGUUUUGAGGGGAGGGAGGAAAUGAAGACAGUUCCUUUCAAAGUAACGGGUCUCUGCAGACCCUUCCUUGCCAUGAGUGGUUCUGUCAGAUUCUUUAUCCAGACCCAGAACUAGCUUGCCGGCCUAGCCAGGUGGCAGCUGCUCAUCCCUUGCCCUUUACCUGGGGAGGGAGGGGGUCAGUCACGCCUUGGACUCUGAGACGAUGCUCUCAGUUGGGGUUUGUGGCCGGCCGGCGCUUCAGUGUCGCCGAGGAUAGGGUUCCUGUUGCUGUGGAGCAGGAGAACCUCUGGACAGGAAAUGGGGCAGGCAGGCAGACCGGAGCCUCUGAGCUCCCUCACCAUGUGCCUGCAGGUGCUACUCCGGGAGCCACCGUCAGCAGCCCAGGUGAGCCUGCCUUGGAAAGGCAGCUUUGAAUGGUAAACCCUGGACUUCCUCUGGCUCCAGAAAAAGCUGGCUUGCUAGCUGCUUCUCUUGGCCGGCCGGCCGGCAACAAAAUGCCCAGCAGGACAUUACUAUGCUGCCCCUCCAUCCCUCCCCUUCCCCCCAAUCUGCGCUUUCUGUCUCCUGCUGCUGUCUGCUUGGCCUUGUAGCCACACGUGGCCGUUGCUUCCUGCUCAGACCCCAGCAGCCUCGCCCUCUGCUGGCUUUGGAGUUUCUGGGUCUGUCUUCCCAGAAGGUGACUGGUGGAUUUGUCAGCUUGGGAUAGAGCCUGACCAGAUUUGCGUUCCUGUCUCAAGCCCUGUGCUGACCACUGGCCUCUGCUCCAGGAGGCAGGGCGGUGGGAUUGCCCCUUCCCUGAUUCUGAUUGGGUCAGGAGAUAAAAAGAGCCAAGCCUUGUUGGGGGUCUGCAGAACAGAGAGCAGCGGGGGGUGGAGGCCGGGCUUUUGGAGCUGUGGGCACCUUUUGGCAUUAGUGCAACUGCUUGUUGGAGAGGGGAGGAGGCCCCUCCAUCUGGGCUCCACAUCGUGCCAUUGCAUGCUGUACAGUUCGGGCUCCUCUGCAUGCACAAAUGACAGGGAAUGGGCUUUUCUUUAAAAAAAUGUGGAGACACUUUAGGGUGCAUGUUCUGCAACUCCUUCACUGUCACAUCUUUUCACGCUCCUCCUUUCCCGAAGGGACUCCAAUCAGGUGUGUUUGGUCCCUGCAGAUCUGCCUCCCUCCACCUCUCACCACAAGUUUUUGGGGAUCUCUGUUCAAAGCCUCCACUCGCUUACUUCUUUCUGAGAGGAAGACCGGCCAUCUUCGGCAAUGGCCCUGCAAGGCUUCCCUUUCCAUCGCUGAGAUUUGUUUGCAUAGCGUGGGGGGCAGCCCAGUCCACAGGGCUGUGGUGGCCAGGGAUGGUGCCAACCCCAUGCCGCCUCCAGGGGACUUUCAGGUGGCACAAGGAGGCGGCAGCAAGAAAGGAAAAAACCCAAUCAUCUGUAAGUCCCUCCAAGAAGCCCAACAAGUCUGAGACCCCCCCCCCCCCCCCCGCCAACCCUCCUGGCACAGAUGCCCAGGUGGAAGCUGAUUAAAAUGGGCUCCACCAUUGGGAACGCCGCAGGCCGUCCUCUGACCCUGCACCAGUGUCCACUUGGAUGCCAGCGUAGCUUUGCAGUCGUGCCAACUUCUGGGUUUGCCUGGCACAGAACUGCAGGGGGGAGUGACCGGGGGCUGCCAUCUUUGCUCUCUCUGCUGGGUGCCCCAUAUACCAGUGGAGGGGACAAACUCAUCAGCAUGGGCCUCCGCUGCAUCCCGAAGCGGAUUCAGGCUGGAUUGGGCUGUGAGAAAUGCUCUGGGAUAGGAGUGUCAAGAGUGCCUUUCACCUGCUCCCCCAGGGAAGCCGUGUGGUGGGCAUGGAACUUUUGUGCAAUGGCAUUCUUCAUUCAUGUUUCUGAUGUGUUGUUUCCUCUGUAAAAAUCAUUACCCCGGUCAUAUAGUGAGGCAAGCAUCAUGGGCUUCCAGUCGGCUGCCUUGCCUCUAUACCUGUGGGUAUUUCUAUCUCUACUGCUUUUUCUCUCAGUGGCUCAAAGGUGUUCCACCUCUGUGAAGGGGUGGCUUUGCUUCCAAACUCCCUCUGACCCCUCCUUUCCUUCCCACACACCAGCUUUGCUUUCCUCUUGAACAUGAAUGUCCAGCCCCCCUUGUGGCUUCCCUGCUGCCAGGUGCUCAGUGGGGUGCGGGGGGUGGGGGCAGAGUUUUCUGUUUGGACCUCAGAAUGGAAUCCUUUUUGUGGCCAAUCCUGUGAAAUCUGGCAACUUGUUCCUCUUGGCAGGGAUCAAUCAAUCUUCUGCCUUCAUCAGCACCCUGGCCAGCCCAUGGCUGAAAAGCUGGGUUGCUCCACAUCUGGGAAGAGGUUUGAACUUGAUUGCAGCAUUAAUCUGAGCUGAGCUUCAUCUUGCCUGUGUAAGUGGGAGGGGUGGCAGUCCAGAAUUUGCUUGCUGGUGCCCCCCCCCCCCCCCCCGCUCAUGGACAGCUGGCUGCUGUGUUGUCUGGAGUCACUCACAGAAACUUUAAAGGCACUAGUCUCAAGGAUGUGAAACACUACAUGUUCUCUGUGGAGGAAAUCUCGUACUUUUAACCAAUGUUUGGUGAGUUCAGGCCCUUUUCUCUACAAAACCCUGUCUGGCAGAUGGGUGUUUGGUGAGGGCCCGAAGGGGCCUAGGCACCUGGCCCUGUGCCCCACCCCACCUGGGCAGCUUCAAACUAGAGCGAAGAUUUUUACCUAACUGGAGGUUUGGGAUGAGGGCUUCACCCCUCUGCCCUUCAAGAAUGACUACUGAAUCAUUUUGUGGGUUUUUGUUACCUUUUUUUAAAAAAAGAGAAGUUAUUUAUAUUGUCUUUUUUUGUAACACAACAGUAUUUUGCGUUGGGACUCUUCAUCAUCCCCCCCCCCCCCCCAGUUCUUCUGGACAGACCUGCUGUGACUAACUCUAGUGGCAGUUCAGCCAUGACAUGUAUUGUAUAAAGGAUUUGAAUUUCAUGUGA